ACAAGGGUGUGUCAGCGUCCAGAGCGUUAACAUCAAUGAAAACAUACCAUCUAGCUAAACUAGCAGGCGGUGUGCUUCACCUCUACCAGUCAGCUCUUUCAGCACCCUCAUCUCACCGUGCAUGAGCUGGCAUGUCUGCAGCCGACUGGUACGCUCACAAGUCGCUCGGAGACGGACUCUUCUGGAUCCAGGAGCGUUUCUAUCAGUCGCAGAACCGGGCUAAUAUAUGGCUGCUCCGCGGCUCCCACCAGGACGUUGUGAUCGAUACAGGACUAGGCUUGAGGAGCCUACCGGACUAUAUCGACGCUACGGGUUUGCUAGGCAAAGACCCGCAGAGGAAGAACCCGCUGUUGGCCAUCGCCACCCACGCCCACUUCGACCAUUCUGGAGGCCUGCAUCAGUUCCAACAGGUGGGCGUCCACAGCGCUGAGGUGGAGGCUCUGGCUAACGGGGACAACUACGAGACCGUCACCUGGCUGAGUGACAGGGAGAUAGCCGAAGCUCCCAGUCCUGGAUGGAGGGCCAGGCACUACAAAGUGAAGGCUGUGCAGCCCACACAUAUCCUGCAGGAAGGUGACGUCAUCAACCUGGGCGACAGACAGCUGACGGUGCUUCACAUGCCGGGUCACUCCAGGGGCAGCAUCUGUCUCCAUGACCGCGACAACAAGCUGCUGUUCAGCGGAGACGUAGUGUACGACGGCGCCAUGAUCGACUGGCUGCCGUACAGCCACGUCAGCGACUACAUCAGCAGCUGCGAGCGUCUGGUGGGGCUGGUGGACAGCGAGCAGGUGGACCAAGUCCUGCCAGGACACUACCAUACCUUCGGUGCCAAACGCCUCCACCGCAUCGCCACCCAGUACAUCAACAGAGCGGGCACCUGCCCGGCCAAGUUCUCCACUUGGGCGUGGAGCACCGUGGCCGGGGUGGCGUUGAGGGCUUCCCACCCAAGGAGUGCAUGCUGAUAGCUUGCUGGAGCUGCCGGAGGACGAAGCACAAAAUGCAACAAUAAAAGAAGCCUGUAUUUAACUGUAAGUGACAUGAAAACAGUCCUAUUAUUGCCAAACUUUCUGUAUAUGUUCCCAUAGGAUUACAUCAUAAGCAGCGUUAUAUAAAGCCUAUAUAUAUAAAUCACUGAUCAAUGUGAUUGUAUUACUAUAACUUGAUGUAUGUUUUAUAUAUAUAUAUAUAUAUAUAUAUAUAUAUAUAUAUAUAUAUAUACACACACACACACACAUAUACAUAGCACAAGUGUGAUACAACACAGCACUGAGGUAUUAAAGCAGAGUCGAUAUGUCCAUAGUACUGUAUGUCUCUAUGCAUACUGCAGGUGUACUACUGCAGGACUCUACUACCUCCCAUGUUUGGAACAGUGCUUUGCACUAUUAAGGCUAGUCCAACAUUGACAAUAAAGCCUGCAUCCUGCCUGCCUGCCUGCUUUGAGACACGUUUUAUAUUCUUUUCAUCUUCACAUCAUCAGACACAGACUCCUGUGGGGUUUGUCGCCAGACGACAAAGAGAAGCACAAGAAUGCAUGCAGUUACCGUCCGUCAUGUGCUCACGCGAGAGGCUUUUGCAACUAAAAGUAUGCAUUGAUACGAUACGCUGCAGUGAGUUACAGGGGUUGGGGUCAGCGAUGGGAGUGUGACUCCUUGAUUGACUGUGUGCAAUUAACUGUGAAUUUAUUGACGAAUCGUGGUUUUACAAAUGUAAUGCUAUGCUAUGCUCUGGAGCCAGACCACUGCCAUUCAAUUUUGGCAUUGAAAAAAAAAGGUUGGCAUUGUAGAAAAAGAUGUAUUGAUAUUGAAACAAGUACAGUGUUCCCUUGUUUAUCGCGGGGGAUGGGUUCCCAAAGUAGCCCGCAAUAAGCGAAAUCCGCGAAGUAGCCAACUUUGCACAUUUGUUUAAACACUUUAAAAAGUUCCAACCUUCGUUUGAAUUGUAAUGAUCAAGCUACAGGUCGGACACAAGAAAUGAUUAAGUCACUCGUGUAUUUUUCAUCCUAGCGCCGUUCCGCUGCACUGUAGCGUUUUUGUAUCCUUGUUAAAAUAAAUUGCUGCAGUACUCCUCCUUCGAAAGAUUCAUUUGCAAGCAAGCUAGAUGGCACAGGAGACAUGGCAGGAGAGUGAUUGAUUGACAGUGGUCUACAGCCAAUCAGGGCGCAGAAAACAAUGGGCUGUGCAGAGAGAAAGGGAGAAGAAAGCGACACUCAACUUCCCACAAUGCAGUUCUUCUUAAAAGGCCAGGCUCGGCCUGUGACGACACUAUAAUAAAAAAAAAAAAAGCACUAAAAAAUUUAGCGAAUCCACAAAAGGUGAACCGUGAUAGAGUGAGGGAACACUGUAAUGGCUCUGAAAAAGUUAUUGAAAAUUACAAUACAUUAUAAUGUAAAAAAUAUCUAAAUAAAAUAUUGUCUUUUUA
Messenger RNA from Dunckerocampus dactyliophorus (ringed pipefish), 2418 nucleotides. It is a transcript of the gene mblac2, whose product is annotated as metallo-beta-lactamase domain containing 2. The transcript has 3 exons. Bases 132 to 962 code for a protein of 276 amino acids. NCBI's taxonomy places the organism in Eukaryota, Metazoa, Chordata, Actinopteri, Syngnathiformes, Syngnathidae. The record is from RefSeq and is a predicted model, not a curated record.